Yamadazyma tenuis ATCC 10573 is the source of this 1695-nucleotide messenger RNA. RefSeq names its product Cyb2p (gene CYB2). NCBI's taxonomy places the organism in Eukaryota, Fungi, Ascomycota, Pichiomycetes, Serinales, Debaryomycetaceae. Gene Ontology annotation, molecular function: L-lactate dehydrogenase (cytochrome) activity; heme binding. Gene Ontology annotation, biological process: lactate metabolic process. The record is from RefSeq and is a predicted model, not a curated record.
AUGUCAGUACUGAUUGAAGAAGUUAGAAAGCACAAUUCUAAAGCAGACUGCUGGGUGAUUAUCCACAACAAAGUCUAUGACGUGACUGAUUUCUUGAGUGAACAUCCUGGUGGUUCUGGGAUUAUCCUUAAGUAUGCCGGGAAGGAUGCUACAAAGGCCUUUGACCCUAUUCAUCCUUCUGACACUUUAACCAAAUAUCUACCUGGGUCAUGCUUCAAGGGCGAGGUUGAUCCUGAUAGUAUCAAGAAGCUAAAACAAAAAACUUCCACCUCAAAAAAGACUCCUCAAGCCACCAAAGAAGCAACAAAAGCAACACAAGCAACACAAGCAACACCGGUUGUUUCGGCUGACGAGCUGACAGUUGAUGAGUUUGAUGUAGAGUAUGAUGAGCAGGACAAUAAAAGGCCCAUGAAUUUUCCUAUUCCAGCAAAUUUGGCUGCUAAUGAAGAUGAGGACGGUGAAUAUGAUGACGAUGAAGAUGAUCCACCAGAUGCGUACGAAUUGAAUCGUCGUAAGUAUGCCAAAGCUAAACCCGAUAUUUCCCAAAUCUACAAUUUGAAUGACUUUGAGUUUGUAGCAAGGCACACAAUGGAGAAAACUGCUUGGGCAUACUAUUCCUCUGGUUGUGAUGAUGAAAUAACAUUAAGGGAAAACCAUUCAGCUUACCACCAUUAUUUUUUCAAUCCAAGGGUCUUAGUGGAUGUUUCAGCUAUUGACAUAUCCACCACAAUGCUUAAUGACAAUGUUAGUGCUCCCUUUUAUAUCACUGCUACAGCUUUAGGUCGUUUAGGACACCCUGAUGGGGAAAAGGUUCUCACCCGUUCGGCAGCAAAGCAGGAUAUCAUCCAAAUGAUUCCUACAUUAGCUUCGUGCUCAUUUGAUGAAAUUAUAGAUGAAGCAACUGAUAAACAAAUCCAAUGGUUUCAGUUGUAUGUCAACUCAGAUCGGGAAAUCUGCAAAUCAAUUGUCCAGCAUGCAGAAGCCAGAGGCAUAAAGGGAAUUUUUAUCACAGUGGAUGCACCCCAGCUUGGUAGAAGAGAGAAAGAUAUGAGGUCUAAGAACUUUGAAGACUUAAGUCACGUCCAAGACACCGACGAUGAUUCUAUUGAUCGUUCCCAAGGGGCUGCUAGAGCUAUUUCCUCGUUCAUCGACACCCUGUUAAAUUGGGAAGAUAUAAAGUGGUUCAGGAGUAUUACAAAGUUGCCCAUUAUUUUGAAAGGUAUUCAAACUGUUGGAGAUAGCUUGAAGGCUAUAGACUACGGAGUGGAUGGUAUUGUUUUAUCCAAUCAUGGGGGACGGCAACUUGAAUUCUCCAGACCUCCAAUUGAUGUUCUUGCAGAACUUCAUUAUAUAUUAAAGGCCAAGAAAUUGGAGAACAAGUUAGAGAUUUAUAUCGAUGGGGGUAUAAGAAGAGCUACCGAUAUCUUGAAAGCUCUUUGCCUUGGUGCAAAAGGAGUUGGAAUUGGAAGGCCUUUUCUUUAUGCCAUGUCCACUUACGGCGAUGACGGAGUUUACAAGGCCAUUCAAAUAUUGAAGGAUGAGAUGAUCAUGAAUAUGAGAUUACUUGGGGUCAGUCGUAUUGAAGACUUAAAUGAUCUGUUUAUCGAUACCCGGUUUCAAAAUCGACUGAUGCCGAAUGACAGAUUAUUUGAAAGCGUGUACGAACCAUUGGAAUCACCUCCUUUCAAGUUGUAA